UAAUCUCAAUCCUCAACAAAAACAAAAACAAAGUAAUAUUCCUCAACUACUUCCAAAGUUAAAGAACUAAUUAAGAUUCAUUAAAAUGGUGAAACAAACGACAGCGAGAGUGGAGAAGAAGCCAGCAGCCGACAGGAGUGACUUAAAAUUUAAAGGCGUUCGUAAGAGAAAAUGGGGGAAAUGGGUCUGUGAGAUCCGAUUACCCAAUAGCAGAGAAAGAAUCUGGUUAGGAUCCUAUGAUUCGCCGGAGAAAGCAGCACGUGCUUUUGAUGCGGCGCUCUUUUGCUUACGUGGCCGUUCAGCUAAAUUCAACUUCCCCGAUAAUCCACCGGAGAUAGCCGGAGGUAGGUCAUUUUCUCCGGCUCAAAUUCAAGCUGCGGCAGCUAAGUUUGCAAAUUCGGAGCAUCCGAAUACUGUUUAUCAGUCGGAUCAGUCAACGUCCGAAUUGCAAGCGGAGUCUCCGUGUACUUCGGAUUCGACGGGGCAGAUAGAUUGGAGUGGACUGGAGAUGGAUAUACCAUUCUUGGAUUUGUUACCCAAUUCUGGAUUCGGGUCGGAUAAUUGCACAACGGAUUAUGGAAUAUUUCCGGGUUUUGAUGAUUUUUUUGCACCAUUAAAUGAACCUAAUCUUGACUCGGGAGUGGAGGAUGUUGACGGUGUUAUAGCUCAAGGCUCAUUUCUUUGGAAUUUCUAAACAUAAGAAAGGACCAAUAUUUUUUUUCUGGGUCGGAUAAAUUCUUACAUCCAGAUUCGCUAACGAGUAUUAUUUUCAAACCCGGAAAAUGAUCCAUUUUGGGUAUUGACUUUUGAUAGAUCAAUUUUUUGAAGGCCAUCCAUUCCAUUUCUAAUUCUCAUAAUUAAAGAGCUUUUCUCUCAUGUAUAGCUAGAGGUGUAUUCUACAUAUUAAUCAUCUUCCAAUUGAAAUUUGUAGCAAAUGAGUUAGUAUAUUCUCUUAUAUUUAAUAUCUGUGACUUUAUAUUUGCAAUAUCAAUUCAAGGAGCUCAAUAAUAA
Messenger RNA from Mercurialis annua (annual mercury), 1011 nucleotides. RefSeq names its product ethylene-responsive transcription factor ERF017-like. Gene Ontology annotation, biological process: regulation of DNA-templated transcription. The transcript has a single exon. Gene Ontology annotation, molecular function: DNA-binding transcription factor activity; DNA binding. Bases 86 to 694 code for a protein of 202 amino acids. The record is from RefSeq and is a predicted model, not a curated record. NCBI's taxonomy places the organism in Eukaryota, Viridiplantae, Streptophyta, Magnoliopsida, Malpighiales, Euphorbiaceae.